This is a messenger RNA of Aspergillus thermomutatus, 2760 nucleotides long. RefSeq lists its product as uncharacterized. Gene Ontology annotation, molecular function: zinc ion binding; DNA binding; hydrolase activity. Gene Ontology annotation, biological process: DNA-templated transcription. NCBI's taxonomy places the organism in Eukaryota, Fungi, Ascomycota, Eurotiomycetes, Eurotiales, Aspergillaceae. The record is from RefSeq and is a predicted model, not a curated record. The coding region runs from base 1 to 2760 and encodes 919 amino acids. The transcript has 6 exons.
AUGAGGCCCAUCACCUGGCCACGGAUAGCCAGGAAAUGUACCGCCGAGGGCCACCAUGGCGACCGACAAUUAUCGCUGCCGGAAAAAUCGCUGCUUUUCGAACAGAUAGAGGCUUUUCAAAAGUCAAUUUGCGGCCAGAUAUUGCCUCUUAUUAACCGAGCAUGUUUUGAGUACACUAUCCGAGCGGCCUACGACAAUGAAUUGUCAGACAUCUCGCCUGGGGUUUCCAGCGCCAGGGUAUGUAUAUUUGCCUUUAUGGCGCUGAGUUCAUUCUUCACUGGUCAUCCGCAUUAUGACAAGAUCGUGACUGCCGAUGAAUAUGCUCGCGAAGCCCAAGAUCUGUUACCAGAGAUGCUCAACGAGUCCGUAACAUUGGACGGGUUGCAGGCACUGGCCAUGCUGUGCCUCUGCUGUCAGGCCAUAUCUGGAGAUAUGCUCAGUAUAGAGCUUAUGUUGUCCUCGGCCACACGCUUCGCCUUUCACCUCAAAGGCAACGUCUACCCCGAGGCUGUGGAGGGUGACCAUCUAGGUGCAAAACUGCAUGUUAGGAAUCUUUUCUGGAUCUGUUUCAUCCUCGACAAGAUCUUCAGCUUACGCACAGGCCUUCAACCCUUUGUCGACGUGACGAAUUGCGAUCUGACGCUUCCUGGAAUGCAGACAGCGAAUGGCCAGCUGGACAGGUUGCAGCCUUUCUGUCUUCAACAACACAACCACACUAUGUUUCUCACCCUCAUCCGCCUCUGUCAAAUCCAGUCGAAAAUCUAUCAGGGCCUGUACUCCUUCUCUGCCCAACGUCAAAGCGAUGCGGAUCUCCUAGCUACCAUCCGCAGUCUGGACAUCGCCUUGGAAGAAUGGCGGUCUUCCGUGCCCACGUUCUCGGGCCGACCUAUACACAGCGAAAAUCGCAUGGCCGACUUCCUUUUUGACAUGCAGUACCACUACUGUAUGGCUGCCAUCCAUCAGACAAGCAGCCGGUGUACUGCCUGGGUUCGGAACCAGGACACUUGCGCGGCGGGCUCGAGUCUUGCCCUCAGCGUAGGAGCCAGCCGGUCUGUGUUACGGAAGUUCCUGGAAACGGAUCCACAGCGCGAGGGACAGUUUCUCUUGUUUUGCUUGCCAGAGCUCUCCACAUCCACCAUCCACCUUUUCUCCAAUAUCCUCAUGAGUCCUCUUGAGGAUCGAAGCGAGACCGACUUAUGUUUGAUGAGAGUAGUGCUUGAACAUCUUGGGAAGCAUAUAUGGAGGCAGACACCAACCACAUUUAUCGCCCAGGUCCGUCUUGUGGAAGGGUUUAUGGGCGACCUAUAUCGCCUGGCUGAGAUGGCAAUCCUGAAGGCCCGACGGGAAAGGUCCAUGCAGGACUCCACUACGGGUGAAAAUCACUUUCUAUUCGCACCAAGCAUAUCAACAAUUCCAAGCGAGAUGAGCUUCAGCAAUUAUUGCGACGACAGCAGCAUCGCCGAGUCUUCCGUCGGGUUUCUAGCGGAUGUUGUUCGCCGGCUAUCCCUCGGUGAUGCGAAAGAUUCUUUUCUCAAUCUCAUCAAACCCAUCGUCAUGGCAAGCUUCAAGAAAAUGACUCUGGCUUUGGCGAGCCUGGCCCCAACCGCCCUGGCCUCCUCUGCUCCUGAAAAAAUGACUGUUGGUGUCAUCGGCGACUUUGGAUGGACAGGCUUCCAGCCCGCUCCCCUGUCGUUCUGUAACGAUGUCAUGCCCCGACUGAUCGCCGAAAACAUCACCAUCCCCCGGGAGGUCCAGAACGACUGCGACCCGGGCGAUCGCGCUGCCGUUUCCAACGCGACCGCUCUUCAGGGCAAGUUUCAGUACUCCAGACUGUCCAUGUUUGCUUUGCUAACACUUGGGACAGCUGACACCGCCGCAUACAUCGGCAAGGUCUGCGAGAAGAAGAACUGCAGCGCCUUUGUCUCCGUCGGCGACAACUUCUACGACAGCGGCGUGGAUUUCACCACCGCCGGCAUCAACCGGUUCCAGGAGGCCUGGGUGGACAUGUAUCGCGGCGGCGUCUUCGACCACGCCACCUGGUACCAAUGCCUGGGGAACCAUGAUGUCGUCAAGGGCCAGAGCGGCGUGGACUUCGAGACCAAGGUCGCGCCUCUCUACGACUCGCGCUGGUACUUCGGCACCACGGGCGAGCCGUACUACACCUACGACCUGAAAGGCGCGGACUGGACCGCGACGUUCGUGGUCGUGGACUCGGACUGCUUCAUCGAGAAGUACCAGGAGAGCACGUCCGUCUAUCAGAACGAGUACACGACCAAGUGCCACCAGGCCCGGGACACGCAGGUCGCCUUCCUGGAAAAGGCCUUUGCGGAGUCCGAGGCCGAGUGGAAGUUCCUCCAGCUUCACCACGGGUACAUGUCCGCGGCCGGGAACAACACCGACGUGGCGCCUCUGAUUUCCGUGGUCGAGAAGCACGGCGGCGUCGUUCUCAACGGCCACGAUCACUGUCUCGCUCACUUCUACAACAACAACACUAACUUCAUCCUGGCCGGUGGAGCCGGGUACCCCGAGGUCGGAGACUGUAACUACGGGGUGCCUCUGGGCCCAUACACCAAGUGGCUGGGCGCGAACUCCCAGUCUGCCGCCAAUGGCUUCGUCACGAUGGACAUCAGCCGCGAGGAGGUGAACGUGGAGUUCUAUGCCCGGGACAUGCAGUUCGAAGGCGGGGAUCUCUACCCAGUCAAGAAUGACAUGAACCCUUCCUAUUCAUUCAAGAUCAAGACCCAUGCUCGGAGAUUUUGA